Molecule: messenger RNA, 808 nt
Organism: Hippocampus comes (tiger tail seahorse)
Lineage: Eukaryota; Metazoa; Chordata; Actinopteri; Syngnathiformes; Syngnathidae
Gene: zwi
Product: zwilling
Exons: 1
Coding region: 121-369 (82 amino acids)
Source: RefSeq, a predicted model, not a curated record
CCUUCCCUCCCCCAGAUCGCAACUAUUUAGGGCUUUCGCUCCAGAUCGCAAGGGUCCCAAAACGGUCAAUGGCCACGCAGCGCGCAUGCUAGGAGUCAGCAGCCACCCUCUUCCGGGGCGAUGGGCAACACCAGCAUCACCGAGGGCAAGACCGCCCUGGCUGUGGGAAGCACCUCCAUCGCCAGGGGGAAGACCACCGUCGCCAUGGGCAACUCCUCCAUCUUCCGCGGAGUGACCACCACCUCCAUGGGAGACUCCACCAUCCAGAGGCAGAAAACCACCGUGGCUCUCGGACGAGCCAGCUUCAGCCGAGGGACCACGACCACCUCCUUCCGCAAGGCGCUCAUGCCCAAGCGCAGGAACACCUAGAUGGAGCGGACCCCGGGAGCCGGCGCCGCAGCACAUAAGAAGAAGUCUAAAAUCGACUCUGAGAGCGAGUGGAAGACGAGCUAUUCAUCCAGCAGAACUUCUUUCAGCAAAGGGAAAUUUUCCCUGCUGGGCACCAAGUACGCCAUCUCCUGGGGCCAAUUCUCCAUCUCCUGGAGCAGAAGCACGCUAACUUUGGGGAAGAGCGGAGUCGCCGUGGGCAAGACCUCGGUCACACGGGGUGGGACCACCAGCACCAUCACCACGCUGACCUUCACCCACGGGACCAAGUGCGCAUCUGUGGUCAGGACCACCCUCAGCAGGGGCGACAAGACCCACAGUCAUGUCUAUUGGAAUUACCGGCCGUGAAUCCAGCACAUAAAAAAAAGAAAAACGGGGGAGAUGUAUGUCUCAAUCCAGUAUGUACACCCAAAAGAAAAUC